This is a messenger RNA of Heteronotia binoei (common prickly gecko), 5340 nucleotides long. It is a transcript of the gene SAMD4B, whose product is annotated as sterile alpha motif domain containing 4B. Gene Ontology annotation, molecular function: protein binding; mRNA binding; translation repressor activity. NCBI's taxonomy places the organism in Eukaryota, Metazoa, Chordata, Lepidosauria, Squamata, Gekkonidae. Bases 440 to 2506 code for a protein of 688 amino acids. Gene Ontology annotation, biological process: negative regulation of translation; nuclear-transcribed mRNA poly(A) tail shortening; regulation of mRNA stability. The record is from RefSeq and is a predicted model, not a curated record. Gene Ontology annotation, cellular component: P-body. The transcript is spliced from 13 exons.
GGGGGAAGGGUCCGGAGGCCAGGAGGAGGGGCCUGGCGACGUGCGUCGUUAAGGCUGCGCGCUGACGUCCCCGUGCGUUGUGACGUCGCGCGCCGCCCUCUGGAGUGUGUGUGGUGGCCAGAGCUGUGUGGGUCUGUCUCCCGCUCGCCCCUGCUCUGGGCCCGGCUGGAGUGGGCCGCGGUGACGGGGGAUCUGAAGUUACCUGCAGAGAAAGCAGACCCACCAGAGGGCUCAAGGAGAGUUGAAUAACUUUGCCACAACAAAGCCUCUCUUUCCAUGCUAUCCUGUCCUCUGGCGAAGGGGAAGAUUGGUGCCAGGCUUUCCCCCCUUGUGCCGAACCCUCCAGACGUGAAGCUGAAACCAUGUGAGGGGCCCUUCCCCUGCUUCCCUUGACCCCCGUCCCGGGUGAGCUGCUGCUGAACCUGAGGCACCGGCCACCAUGAUGUUCCGGGACCAGGUGGGCAUUCUCGCCGGCUGGUUCAAAGGCUGGAACGAAUGCGAGCAGACGGUGGCCCUGCUGUCGCUCCUCAAGCGUAUCUCUCGCACCCAAGCCCGCUUCCUGCAGCUGUGCCUGGAGCACUCGCUGUCAGACUGCACCGAGAUCCACGUCCUGGAGUCCGAGGCCAACAAUGCAGCCAUCAUCAGCCAGUGGCAUCAAGAACCCAAGGACAAAGUAGUCUCAAUGCUCCUCUCCCACCUGCCCCUUCUCCAGCCUGGCAACACCGACGCCAAGUCGGAAUACAUGAAGCUCUUGCAGAAGGUGCUGGCGUACUCCAUCGAGAGCAACCUUUUCAUAGAGGAGAGCCGGCAGCUCCUCUCCUAUGCUCUCAUCCACCCGGCCACCACGCUGGACGACCGCAACUCUCUGGCUCUUUGGCUCAACCAUCUCGAGGAGCGUCUCUCCGGCGGCUACUCUAGCCAGGGCAGGGGUCGACCCGACACAGCCUAUCACUCGCGCCAGGGCUCGGAUGAGUGGCAAGGCCCGGUGGACGCAGGCCUCGGGGAACUCGGGCACGGCUGGCAGGAGAAACCACCCCGAGAAAAUGGGCACAUGUCCUUCCACUCUUCUGGGUCGGUGCCAUCGGCCAUCAACAGUAUCGGGAGCAACACAAAUACAGCUCUCCCCUGCCAAAUCCAUCCCAGCCCACUGAAGCGCUCCAUGUCCCUCAUCCCCACCAGCCAGCAGGUCCCCAGCGAGUGGAUGAGCGUGGAGGAGAUGGCGGCUCGGCCCGCCUUCAUCCCCAGCGGGGAACAUGCCCCCCUCUCGCCCCAGAGCAGCGUGGCCUCCUCAGGCAGCGAGCAGACGGAGGAGCAGUCCGGCAGCCGCAACACCUUCCAGGAAGACGGCAGCGGCAUGAAAGAUGUCCCCUCAUGGCUGAAGAGCCUUCGCCUCCACAAAUAUGCAGCCCUCUUCUCCCAAAUGACCUACGAAGAGAUGAUGACCCUGACAGAGCAGCAUCUGGAAUCGCAGAACGUGACCAAAGGAGCAAGACACAAAAUAGCCUUGAGUAUCCAGAAGCUGCGGGAAAGGCAGAGUGUCCUGAAAUCUCUGGAGAAGGACAUCUUAGAAGGGGGCAACUUGUGGAAUGCCCUCCAAGAACUGCAGCAAAUCAUCAUCACGCCCAUCAAGGCUUUCCACACCCUGCAGAUCAUGGCAGCCUCCAAGGAGGGGCAGCCACUGACAGUGGAACCACGCGGGGCUCCCAAGCUGGGCUUGGACAAGACCAGCAACGGAGCCGAGGACAAGGAAUCCACCGCGGAUGCCUUCCCGCCCCAGUCCAGCUCUCCUUGUGACGGCGAGUCGGGGGCGGCGCCUGUUCCCGAGGGAGACAUUGCAGGACAGUUCACGCGGGUGAUGGGCAAAGUGUGCACGCAGCUGCUGGUAUCCCGGCCGGAUGAGGAGAACAUCACCAGUUACCUCCAGCUGAUAGAGAAGUGCCUGAUGCAUGAGGCAUUCACAGAGACGCAGAAGAAGCGGCUGUUGUCUUGGAAACAGCAGGUGCUGAAGCUACUCCGGACAUUUCCGAGGAAGGCAGUGCUGGACAUGCAAGGCUAUCGUCCGCAGAAAGGAUGGGCCUUUGGCUCCAACUCUCUCCCCAUAGCUGGCUCUGUGGGAGUGGGGGUGGCACGCAGAGGGCAGCGGCAGUUCCAGAUGCCCCCCCGUGCCAUCCCCCCAAGCCGUAUGGGGAUCCUCAGCCCCGCAGGGCUUGGUGGCGUCUCUCCCCGGCACGCACUCGCUAGCCCAAACCUGGGGAGCCAAGGGCGGCAGAACCUGUGGUUUGCCAACCCCGGGGGCAGCAACAGCAUGCCGGGCCAGAGCCGCAGCUCGGUCCAGCGAACCCACUCGCUCCCUGUCCACACGUCCCCGCAGGCCAUCCUCAUGUUCCCCCAGGAUUGCCAGCACCCUGGAACGGACCUGGAGAUCAACCCCACGUUGGAGUCGCUAUGCCUCAGCAUGACGGAGCACGCGCUGGGAGACGGCAGCGACAAGACUUCUACCAUUUGAAAGAAGCUGGAUCGGGCCGGUGUUUCUGAGAAGCUUUAGGGGGGGCAUUUUAUUUUUUUUCCUCCCUUUUUGUGUGUGUGUGUGUGUUAACCCCUUCCCUCCCCGGGGUGUGUCGCUGUGGGGUGGGAGGGGGUGGACCGCUUUCCCCCUGCCUUCUCCCAGCCCACCAGCAGCCAGAGGGAGACGAGGGGGGAACGGGACAAAAAGCUGUCACUACAAUCUUUACCAUCUUCGUGUGUUCUAAUAUGUUUUUUUUUCUCUACUUUUUAUUAUUAUAACUUUCAGCUAUUGGUUUAAUAUUUUGACGUACACGGGAGUCGGAAGAGGCUUCCGAAAAGUUUAACUUGGCAAAGCCAGAGGGAGGAGGUUGGACUUGGGCCCGACGGUUCCCUUUCCUGUUUGGGGUUUUUCAUUCUUCAUUCUCCCCCCCCCCACCAUUUAGUCCUCUCCCCUCCCCUCUUCCCCCCCCCCCGGGGGAGCUGCGAUCGAGAGAAGGAAGAUGACCCACCGAAGGCAGAUGUCUUCUCUCUCUUUCCUCGGCUGCGGGGCGGGUGCUGAACGUCCAGGCCACGUGUGCGGCUCCGGCAGGGUUAACCCGGGCGAGCAGGCUCCAUCUGGGCUUGACCCUGCUGCGGCCCCCACCUUCUGUACCUGGCAAUUGGAGGAAGGCGGGGGGGAGUGCCUCAGGUGACCGUCAACUUCAGUCCUUUACGAAGUGCCUCUAAGACAUCCAUCCCUAAGUCCAAACAGGUGGGGCCAGGGAGGAGGGUGCCCAGUGCUAGACGUAAUGAAGCCGCAUCCCUGGGUUUCCCCUUUUUUUGUGUGGGGGGGAGCAAUUUGGGAGGAGCUGACGGGGGAGGCCCACUCCACCCCACCUACCUGCUCACCCAGGAAAGGGAAAUUCUCACGGCCCAAGUGCAGCGCUUGUCUCCCCCUGGAUCUUGCAGCCUCCUGGCAGGGGGCGGGGGAGAAGGGGGUGUGAUUUCAGGAGAUUUUCGGAGGGAGAGCAGCCCAGUUUUGUUGACGCAGUUCAGAUAAGUGGUUUUUUUUUUUUAAAGAAGGAAUUGCUCGGCAGUUUUGAGGUUUGGGAGCAGAGUUCUCUUACAGGAGCUGGUUUGGUGUUGCUUAGACCGGGGUGUGGUGUUGUUGCUCUCCCCCCCCCCCCCCCCACUCCGAUGGUAGAACGGGAGAGGAUCAGAAGACAGGUGGAAGGGAAGCAGUUCUCUGUCGGGGACCUUGCCCCCCCCCCCCCCAAAAAAGAAAGCCCACUCACAGAUCUUUCUGUAGUUCUUUUAGGGGGUUAGGGGAGCGCAGUGUUGUCCGUCUUCCUUGAGAAUGCGGAUGGGGGGGGCAGAAUGGCCAUAGCAAGUCCCUGCUCCCCCCACACACACAGGCAUGUGGGGACCCCUCUGGGGAAGCGGUGGGGGGUUAGGGUGAGGGGGGGAGGGAGAUUUAUGGUGCUAAUGAAUUUGCAGGCUCAGCCUGCUGCAGGAUCUGAUUGGAGACCACCGCCUCGGGGCGGGAGGCAAGGGGGAUUCAGAGAGACUCCUGAGCGUGGAUCCGAAUGAUACGAGAACAAUUGGAGGAGGGAGAGAGUCCACAGUUGCUUUCUGUGCACUCAAAAUUCAUACGAACACUACAAGGGGGGAGGGCUGCUGUAAUGUUCUUUUGUGUACCUCCCACGUGCACACACACACACACACCCGCCCCCAUCCACCCACCUUGCAAUUGGCAUUUGGAUUUGCUCACUUGAGCCUCCCCCUGCCCCCCCCUCGUUCCUUUUUAAUUGCUAAUGGGGGGGUGGAGAGAAUGAAAUGGCUCCAGGCCCAAGAUUGGCCCCCCCUCCUCUCAAUUCGGGGGGGCACGGAGAGGAGGGCUCGAAGACACUGGCUGUCUCAUUGUGUGUUUCGAACACAGACCCGGGCAGCAUUUUCCCAGGGUUGAGCUCGCAAGCAUUUUGGGGAAUGGAGGUGUGUUUGGGGGGGGGGGAUCCUUUGCAGUUCGAACAGGCCUUUGUAAGUGGGGCGGGCUUAGCCACAGGGACCGGGGGGGGGGCCCUUGAGGUGAGGAAGGGUGGGCUUUGACUGCCCCCCCAACCCCUUGACCAGAGCGGGGGAGAAAGAGCAAGCUGGAUCCUGAAGCUUCCGCGGCCGCUUUCUAGAGUCGAGGGUGGGGGCAGCGAUUCUGGGCCCCCCCCUUCCUGGAGCACUGACAUCCACCCAUUUGUGAGGUUCACAGGGGUGGCAGUGCUGGCUUUGGGUCUUGGGGGAGGGGGAAGCAGAGGCUUUUUCGGCUUGCCCUCCUUGCCUGGGGGUGUUAACCGCUCCCAAGCCCCCCCCCCCCCCGCAAGGAUGACUUCGUCCAGCCCUUCCGGUACAGAGAAACCUUGUCCUCUCCCAUCCUCGGAAACUGUUUUAAAUAUACAAGCUUUUCUCCCCCCCCCCCUCCAGAGUCUAUACCGAAGUGUAGCGUACAAAAAAAAAAAGAGCGAACCUUGAGAGAACUUAUUUCUAAAAGGAAAAAAAAAAUAAUAAGUAGAGUGACACGGUUCCUGUUUCAGAUAGAAAUGUUAUUUUAGAUACAUUUUAUUAUGAAUAACUUUUGUUAUGACUAUGGCUGGUAACCAUGAAUACGUUAUUUAAAAAAAAAACACACAAAACAUUUUACAAAAAAAAAAAAGAGAUCCACAUUCUGACUUUAGAUGCUUGUUGGACUCCUUUGCCGCUUCCUUCCCCCCCCCCCUUCUAGUUUUGCUUUGUAAAAGGCAUCCAGAAUUUAAGUAUUAGCCCUUUUUUAUUAACCUCUAUGAUAAAGCUGUGCUUAUUUUGUAUUAA